Messenger RNA from Juglans regia (Persian walnut), 1440 nucleotides. Its product is annotated as UPF0481 protein At3g47200-like. The transcript has a single exon. Lineage: Eukaryota; Viridiplantae; Streptophyta; Magnoliopsida; Fagales; Juglandaceae. The record is from RefSeq and is a predicted model, not a curated record. The coding region runs from base 1 to 1440 and encodes 479 amino acids.
AUGGCCGGAAGUGGGGAGCAUGUUAUUUCCAUGGAGGAGUUGCUUUCGAAAAAGGUUAAUGUUGUCACAACCGAAGCUGGUGAAACAAGCAGAGGCAGCGACAGUUCCGGCCUGCGGAGGCGGAUCAUUGAAAUCGGCGAGGAAGCCUGCGAGCUGAAAAAAAAGAGGUUUGAGAAACUGCGGAAAUCAGCCCCAGAUGAUCAUCCCAGUAUUAAUACGCCAAAAAUACAAAAGGUUCCGCUGUUGCUGCAGGAUCACAAACAUUUCGACAAGUAUUUCAAGCCAAGGAUAGUUGCAAUCGGUCCCAUCCAUCAUGGUGAGCCAAAAUACAAGCGAGCCGAGGCGUACAAGCUUAGAAUGGCAUCCUACUUCGUCAAAGACAGUGGUAGAAAGGAUGAGAUUUUGUACGACAUUGUUGAGAAGAACAUCGAGCAACUGAGGCAGUGUUUCGACGACAAGGUGACCGAGAAAUAUAGCGAUCAGGCCCUCGCCUGGAUGCUGUUUGUGGACGGGUGUGCAAUAUUACAGUCCAUCCAUUGUGCUGUUAGCCAAAACUGCAAAGACUGGGAAAUGAAAUACGAUCUGAUGGCCUUUGCGACACAGGAUUUGUUCUUGUUGGAGAAUCAACUUCCUUAUCAGCUCCUUGUGGAUUUGAUGAAUUCCAGCACAAAGAAAGUUGAAUUGGAGAAGUCCAUUACAGAUUUCAUUAAUCAGCAAGCAUACGGUAAGUCGCAGUCGAGCCAGAAUGGAUUACCGACUACGGAAAGGCCGAUCCAUCUUCUCGAUCUCCUCCGGACGAAAAUCAUGAAAGACAAUACACAAAGUGAUGGCAGAAAGAAGAACGGGGAACGAUUAAAGUUGACUUAUCGCAACGUGGAGGAGCUUAGAGCAGCUGGAAUCUAUAUGAGGUUGAAUGAUAGUGAUGAUCCCUUGACAACAAUACGUUUUGAUAGAUUUCUCUACCCGGGAUACCUUUCGCUUUGUCCAAUAAUAGUUGAUGACUCAAUGGGGCCCAAGUUCUUGAAUUUGAUAGCCUACGAGAUGUGUCCGGAUUUCAACAACAAGUUCGAGAUCACCUCAUACAUAUUAUUCCUGGAUUCACUCAUUGAUAACAUCAAAGACGUAAUAGUGUUGAGGAAUAAGGGAAUACUCAAGAACUGCCUUGGCAGCGACGAGGAAGUGGCUCAACUCUUCAAUGAGAUCGGCACCGACUUGGUUCCUGACCCCGACGCAUAUUGGGAUGUCCAAGAUGCCAUUCAGACACACUUCAAGGUUAAGUAUAUGACCUGGAUUGCUGAAGCCCUCCACGAUCAUUUCAGAAGCCCCUGGACAUUUAUGGCUUUUUUGGCCGCCAUAAUAGUAGUCGGCCUAACUUUCAUACAGACUUGGUUCGCAUUCAAAGACGACAGAGGUAAUUCCCGACCCCGAGUUCGGCGCUAG